GAAAUUUACAUACAGAGUGUACCUAAACGGAAUGCUCCCGACAAACGCAGACAGGUGAUGAACUAUCAUAGUUUAGAAGUAAAUAUUUAGACACAAAAAGAAACCAGAGAUAAUGCUUUCAUCAUAAAAACGAAGUAUGUGACAACAGCUCCAAACGAAGAAACCAGUAGUUUUACAUUAAAAAACAAAAAAAAAACACCGCUCUUAUAAAACGAAAAAAAAAGAACAAAAACUAAAAAGUGCUCGUGAGUGGAAAAACAAUGGAUUUUUAAGUCGAAAAAAGUCGUGUGAUUGAAUCGGGUUUUUUCAAAAAGCGACAGUUAAUUUCAAAAUGCUUACAAUGUCUACUUUAAUGAUGCCAGCUGCCACUAUGACUACGAUGACUAACGCUGGGCCUAUCCCGGUCGCGGCUGCUACUAAACUAGAGCCCAAGUUGCUCCAACUGCCCCACCCUGCACUGGUUCCUCAGAUGCCUCAACAACAGCCACAGCCCCAUCAUCACCAGCACCCACAUAGCAACAAUAAAGUCGGAUGGGAGGAUUUGCGUCGUCAGGGCCAUAAUUGGGGCCAACACGGAUUGUCAGUCCAAGAGCACUACCACAUUUUCGUGGGAGACCUUAGUCCUGAAAUCGAGACACAGAGCCUGCGGGAUGCCUUCGCGCCGUUUGGAGAGAUUUCUGACUGUCGCGUAGUCCGCGACCCACAGACUCUGAAGUCAAAAGGAUACGGAUUCGUGUCAUUUUUGAAAAAAUCGGAGGCUGAAUCAGCCAUAACAUCAAUGAACGGCCAGUGGCUCGGGUCCCGGUCGAUCCGCACCAACUGGGCUACGCGCAAACCACCAGCGCCGAAGAAUGAGUUAAACUCGAAACCGUUGACCUUCGAUGAAGUCUACAACCAGAGCUCUCCAACCAAUUGCACGGUGUACUGCGGGGGCCUGACCACCGGCCUCACUGAGGAGCUGAUGCAGAAGACGUUCCAGCCCUUCGGAACUAUCCAGGAGAUCCGUGUCUUCAAGGACAAGGGUUAUGCUUUCAUACGAUUCUCAACCAAGGAAAGCGCGACGCAUGCUAUCGUGGCCGUUCACAAUACUGACGUCAAUGGCCAGCCGGUCAAGUGCUCGUGGGGCAAGGAGUCAGGGGACCCCAACAACGCCCAGGCUCAAGGACAAAUCCCCACAGCCUACAGCCCAUUCGGCGCGACCUACACAGGCGGUGUUCCCCCAACCUCAUAUUGGUACAACACCUAUCCGCAGCAGCUGGGAGGAUUCCUCCAAGGCGUGCAGGGGGUGCAGGGAUACACCUACGCUGGACAGGCGUUCGCGGGCUACCAGCAGCAGUAUAUGGGCAAGGAGUACAACCAGUGGGCUAAUACGAAUGCCUGUUCCAGCAUGGGGGGUGUCCAGCUACCAUGGGCCUUGGGGGCCGGAGUGGGAGGCGUGGGGUCAGUUGGUGGGGUCGCCGCUAUGUCCCAGCCCCCACAGGUCUUGCAUUACCCUGUGCAACAUUUCCAAGUUCAACCGAUCGGUGAAGACGAGUGGCUUGCUCCAAGCCUCCUUGUGUGAGGUCGAAACCAUCAGUCAAUAGGAACCUGUUGUUGUGUGCAUAAAGACUGGACAUAACUCACUCAUCCUACGUUUAAUUAGUCUCUCUAAUUUUUUGAGUCUGUUUCUCAAAUUUAUUGAGUCUGUUCCUCUAAUUUUUUGAGUCUAUUUCUCAAAUUUUUUGAG
Molecule: messenger RNA, 1726 nt
Organism: Spodoptera litura
Lineage: Eukaryota; Metazoa; Arthropoda; Insecta; Lepidoptera; Noctuidae
Source: RefSeq, a predicted model, not a curated record